UGAGCGCGUUCGGUCAACGCUUGACCCCAACCCCGACGCGUCCAGUAGAUUACAGAAGCAAAAUCCCAGAGUUACGCGGUAUUCAACACUUGACAUACUAACUAACUACUGAGCCGAUGAAACGUUCGGAUUGCUUUCAAUAAAAAUAUUUAAAAGAAAAGUCGAGCCUUGUCUGAAAGGUUGUGAGGUAAUAGUCCACGCUAGGGAAUUCGAAAUCCCCAAGGGGACUCGGCAGGAGCCAUUCUUGAAACGACGGACAAACCAACCCUGGGAUUCCGCACGCGCGCGCCUGUUCACAGCGAAACAAAAGAGCAAUCCUACAAGAAACAAAUAAAACACUUACCUACGUUCUAUUUUCUACUUCUUUCUCUCCGACAGCCAAAACGCACGCAUGGCGCCCAAAUCAUCCGACCGGUCCGCAACCCGACGACUGAUCAAGGAGCUCGAGACGUGGCACGCGGAAGCGAAAUCCGAGACGGGGGUCGAGCGGCUCGGGCCCGUGAACGAAGGGGAGCUUCUGCAAUGGGAGGCUGUGAUCAACGGGAAGGGUAUAGGGGGUGGUUAUGAUGCUGGCCGCUGGCUUCUCGAGAUCAAAAUACCACCCACAUAUCCGCUCCACCCGCCGACGGUACGCUUCGUGACUCCCGUGGUGCACGCAAACGUCAACCUCGCCGACGGGGAGGUGUGCCUGGACCUGCUCAAGGAGGCUUGGACGCCGGCUUACAGCGUGCUGGAGACGGUGCGGGCCGUGAGGCUGCUGCUCGCGACGCCCGAGCCGGAUUCGCCGCUCAACGUGGACGUCGCGGCGCUGGUGAGGGCCGGGGAUGCCCUGGGUGCCGCGAGGCUGGUCGAGUUUUGGAUCACGGAUGGUGGUGGGAGGUAUGACGGGCCUUGAUGUGCCAGAGGUGAGGUGGGCUUGGAUACUUUGUUUCGGGUGAGGUUAUUUGAUUGGUUUCGGUUUUGUUGGACUGCAAAAAGCACACACAGACUAUGGGCCAAGCUGAUCCAAACACCUGCUUUCACGAUAAAGCAAACUGAUGUCUUUGGAGAAAGCUCACAAGAUGCAUUGUAUCAUCUACCAGGCAUGUAUGGAUGGGCAAAAGAGACCUACGUAUGCGAUGGCAUGGUCACUUGCACCUUCGUGAUACUCCCGUCACUAAUCAGGGGCACAAGGACCCAGACGGCAGUGCACCUCGACCACCAACCAAUCCGCUGUCAUUACUUGCACGAUUUUUUGACUGGGAAAAAAGCCCCUGCACUGCGUCGAUAGCUCGUAAUCCUUACAAAUGCCUGAUUCUGGCUUGGACCGCCGUCACAAGACACUUCUUUUUACAGCUUGUUGAAACAUGAGGGAGCUUAUCUCUUGUCAUCUCCAACAAAAUGGGGGAUGAUGGUGGGCAGCCAGCAUUCACUCAGGAAAGUCGAACCGGGA
This is a messenger RNA of Pyricularia grisea, 1432 nucleotides long. RefSeq lists its product as uncharacterized. Bases 392 to 895 code for a protein of 167 amino acids. Lineage: Eukaryota; Fungi; Ascomycota; Sordariomycetes; Magnaporthales; Pyriculariaceae. The record is from RefSeq and is a predicted model, not a curated record. The transcript has 3 exons.